AUGGCAGGAAACUCUGGAUGCCCUUUUUUUCUCUGGGGACUUCUAGCCUUCUUGGGCUUGGCUCUGGUUAUAUCGUUGAUCUUCAAUAUUUCUCACUAUGUAGAGAAGCAGCGACAAGAUAAAAUGUACAGAUACUCUGAUGACUACAUUCCAAGAGAUGAUGAAUACUAUGUUGAAGAUAUUCCAAUAUAUGGUAACUUAGAUAAUACAAUCCCAGAACCAAUGGAUGAAAACUGCUAUGAGCAAAUGAAAGCUCGACCACAAAGACCUGUAAAUGACACACAGGAAGCCACACCAAGUGCACAGGUACCUGCGGAAGCUCAAACGUGCUAUGCCUCACUUGAUCUUAGCAUCAAGGGGAAGCGCAGAAAGCCCAGGAAACCGAACACCAAUUUGUCAGACCGGGAAAAGGACGUGCACCUCUGUGCAAUGGAGGCCAGCAUUUCUCACACCAAUUUGGCAGAUAGUUUUCUACCAGAAUUCCAAGCGGUAGAGGAAAAUAUUCAUGAUGAUCCUGCCAGACUAUUUGGAUUGAUUCGUGCCAAGAGAGAACCUAUAAACUAA
Nannospalax galili (Upper Galilee mountains blind mole rat) is the source of this 564-nucleotide messenger RNA. Its product is annotated as T-cell receptor-associated transmembrane adapter 1. Bases 1 to 564 code for a protein of 187 amino acids. Gene Ontology annotation, biological process: negative regulation of receptor recycling; positive regulation of T cell receptor signaling pathway. Gene Ontology annotation, cellular component: T cell receptor complex. NCBI's taxonomy places the organism in Eukaryota, Metazoa, Chordata, Mammalia, Rodentia, Spalacidae. The record is from RefSeq and is a predicted model, not a curated record. The transcript is spliced from 6 exons.